This is a messenger RNA of Leptomonas pyrrhocoris, 2120 nucleotides long. RefSeq lists its product as hypothetical. The coding region runs from base 222 to 2120 and encodes 632 amino acids. NCBI's taxonomy places the organism in Eukaryota, Euglenozoa, Kinetoplastea, Trypanosomatida, Trypanosomatidae. Gene Ontology annotation, biological process: transmembrane transport. The transcript has a single exon. The record is from RefSeq and is a predicted model, not a curated record. Gene Ontology annotation, cellular component: membrane. Gene Ontology annotation, molecular function: transmembrane transporter activity.
GUAAGCCUGCAUCUGUGUCACUUCCUCCACACAACGCUCAAGAGAAAAUUCGUCUCUCUAAAGAAAAAAAAGGAAAUCUCCCUCUCUUCGUUCAUUGCUUUCCCCACAACUCUGCAGCGUUUUCUUGCUGUUAUUUUGCUGGCGGUUCUCUAAGAGUCCACUUCUUCUUCUUUUAUCUCUCGCCUUUUUUCCUCACUCGUUCGAAAGAAGAGGCGAGUACCAUGCUCGGUCUUGCGCACACGUUCAGCCAGACGAAGUACGUCGCGGCUCGUUCGGCGAGGGGGCUGCACGUCAUCGACGAGGUCAAGCGUUUCCGCGCUCUGUCCUGCGUUCUCUUCUGCAGCAUCUGCGUCUCCCUGGUGUUCGCCUUCGACCUCUUCAGUGACGAGUUCCAGAAGCGCUACUCCCUCUCCGAUGGCGACCUUUCCACCAUCAGCACGGUCGGCGUGGUCUUCUGUUACUUUGUCAUCCCCUACGGCGUACUGUAUGACUACAUCGGGCCUCUGCCGCUGCUGAUCAUCGCUGGUGUGACGGGCUUUGUGGGCUGCCUUGGCUUGGGUCUCAUCUUCGACGGCAAGAUUGCCGGCAACACCGCCACCAUCUCCGUCUUCUACGCCUUCAUGAACACCUGCAGCGGUCUCUUCGAUGCGGCGUCGAUUGUCACCCUCGUCGAGCUCUUCCCGCGCAACCGCGGUCCGGUGAUUGGCUUGGCCAAGGUGAUGACGGGCCUUGGUAGCUCCGUGCUGUCCUCCAUCAGUCGCGGCUUCUUCUCCAACAACAUCAGCGGCUUCAUCUACUUCAUCAUGGCCCUUACGGUGGCGGUGGCCGUUGCGGCGAGUUUCCUGAUCGCUCUGCCGCCCUACUUUGUCAACUGGUGGCGCGGGCGCGGCAAGACGGAGGAGGCGAUCGCCGCCCUCACUUCGCUCAAAACGGUCUACGCGGAGAAGUUCGUGCCGAUUCGCCGCAUCGCCUACGGCUACGUCAUCGUGGCCUGCCUCGUUGUCUUCUUCACCAUCACCGCCCCGGUGCUGGCCUACACAAAGGUGUCGAACGCCGGCAAGAUUGUGAUCGGUGUCAUCACGGUGGUGCUUUGCCUCGCCUUCUGGGCCAUGGCGAUGCCCAUCCGCUGGUUGGGCGGUGUGAACGAGCCGGCGGAGUCGGGGGACAGCUUCGACGACACUGAACUCAUCAACGGUGCGGCGGUGCGCGAGAUCGACAACGGCGGUAAGCCGCAGCUGGAGGUGCCCGGCGAGGUGCUCAACGACAGCCGCGAGCCCCUCGACCAGCCUUCCCCAAGCGACAGCCGCCCCGUUGCAGAUGCGUCGGAGUUGGAGGCGGCGGUGAUUGAGGAAGGCCCGCAGGAUCCGCGUUACGGUGGCACGAUCUGGCAGACGCUGAGCCGCCCCGACAUUUGGCUGCUGCUCGUCGCCUUCGUCUGCCAAGGUGCCCUCGGCACGAUUGUCACCUACAAUGGCAGCACCAUCUACGUCGCCCGCACCGGCCGCUCCCGCUCGGCAGAGCUGGGCUCCCUAUACACAGCCUUCAUCGGCGUCGGCAGUGCAGUGGGUCGCAUUGCCAUGGGUCUCUUCGAGGCGUACGUGCAGCACCAGGAUCCCGAGAGGCGCAAGGUGCUCGUGACGAUCGCACUGCCGGUGGCGCCGAUCGUCGCCACCAUUGCGGGUGUGCUCAUCCUCGUGCUUCCCGGCGAUGCUCUUCUCUUUCCUUACAUUUUGGUGUACUUCGAGGAGGGCGUGUUCAAUGGCGUCCGCGCCCUCAUCUUCCCCUGCAUCUUCGCCGCCCACCACGGCAUUCUGUACAACAUGAGCUUCUGCACCAACGUGAUUGGCGUGAUUUGCUUCAACCGCUUCCUCUUCGGCCUGACCGUCGACUCGCAGCGCGAGAAGAUGGGACACACAGUGGCGCAGGGCUGCACGACUCGCGCCUGUGUCCAAACUCCCAUCAUCGUCGUGACGUGCACGGCGGCGCUGGCGGCGGUGCUGGCAAGCAUUGUGCACAUUCGCUACAGCCGCUUCGUAGACAAGUGCCGCCGCUUGACGACUGCAACGGCGGGACAGGUGGCGGAGAAGCAGCCAAGCACGUCCGAUGAGCCCGUUGCCUGA